Nematocida minor is the source of this 1827-nucleotide messenger RNA. RefSeq names its product actin-related protein 5. NCBI's taxonomy places the organism in Eukaryota, Fungi, Microsporidia. The coding region runs from base 1 to 1827 and encodes 608 amino acids. Gene Ontology annotation, cellular component: cytoplasm; Ino80 complex. The record is from RefSeq and is a predicted model, not a curated record. Gene Ontology annotation, biological process: regulation of DNA-templated transcription. The transcript has a single exon.
AUGAAGAAAAGAACUCUCUUGGUGGUUGACAAUGGCACGUGGGAGUGCAAGGCAGGCUGCGCAGAUGCAGAGCCGUGCUUGCGAUUUAAAAACCAGAUAUUCAGGAUGAAGGGAAAAGACGGAAAAAUAACCUACUCCAUAGCCCCGAAUAAAAAAACAAACAUUACGACGGCCAUUAAGAGCAUGUUCGAUGGGGGCGUUGUUUACAACUGCGAAGUGUUGGAGAGCACAAUCAAAGAAAUACUGAAAGAAGUAAAAAAGCCUGCAAAAGAAGAGAAGGGGAAGCAUGAAAUAAAAGAGCUGGUGAUGACAGAGUGCUUCCUAAACCCGCAGCUGUUCAAGGACAUGGCGCUGGAAACAAUCUUCAGUGCGUUCAGCUUUGAAAAGAUACAGUUUGGGUAUGAUUUUGUCUACUCCUACGAAUAUAAUUUAAAAAAUAACACAAAACUAUCGCUGCAGAAAACAGGAUUCAAAAGAGACUUUUGCGAUGUGAUAAUUAGCAUGGGGCACUUGGGUGUCUAUGUGGUUCCUCUCGAUCCCACGAAGAACACUAUAAUAUACGAUAGAAGCACAUACAUGCCUCUCGGAGGCCUGGCUGCACAGCACAUAUUCAGCAAGAGCAUAAUAAACAAGUACUAUGGAACAGGACUGAAAAUAAUGAAGGAGGAAGUGGAGGAGUAUUUUAAGAAAAUAAGAGUGCCCUUGGACUAUCUGCAGGAGAUAGAAAACGUGGUGAAUGAAGGAGUUGGAAACGUAAAAAUACUGCAGAAACAGAACAAAGAAAAGGUGCCAGUGAUAAAGAAGAUUCCAAAAAGAAAGAUAGGGGGGCUCGAAGCAUACAGGAAGAGAGCAAAGGAAAUGGACGCAGAGCUAAUAGAUGAGCUAGAUAACGAUGACCUGGACAAUGAAGUGGAGGAUAACACUGAUGAAAUAACUGAACAGGUGGAAGAAGCAGAAGAUGAGGUGGAAGAAAAAGAAGAUGAAAUAGAGGCAGAAAAAGAAGUAGAAGUGGUAGACGAGGAAGAAAUAGCAAGAAAGCUAAAAAGAGAGAAACUUAUAAAAGGAGCAACAGACCAUAGGAACAAACAGAAAAUAAUAAAAGUGCUGGAGAGACUGAACUACCACAUCCUUCUCCUUGAGGAUAGACACCUUCUCAUAACAAACCCGUCUGAGUUCAUGAAAAUACGAAAAGACCGGCUGGAGCACCUUGAAAAGAUAAUCAAAAAAAGAACAUUUGUAAGAAACGAGCUGAAAAACAAAAAAAGCACGCACUCUCUUGCACUUCUUAAAAAGUCGCUGGCGCAACCUGACACAGUCGUUGAGGACAAUAUAUAUCUGCAAGAGAUAAGAGAUGCUGCAUUAGAGGACAUAGCCAUACAGGAAGAAAUAGACUACAUAGACCUCUUCCUACGAGAGAACGAUCCAACAUACAUCACAAAAGAAGAAAAUCCGUUGGACAAGAUAAGAAACGGAUACAAAGAGAAGGGAGGCAUAAAUAUCAACGUGGAGUUUAUCCGCACUGCUGAGGCCCUCUUCAAUCCCUCCAUUGUUGGCAUAGAGCAGCCAGGGAUAGGAGAAAGCCUCUCCUGCAUAUUCCAGACAAUGGAUGUAAGGAAUAUUUUCAUCACAGGAGGCUUCAGCCAAAUAGAAGGAAUAGCUGAAAGAGUAAAAAAAGAAAUCAUUCCGCUCAGACAUCUGCCAAAUGACCCGCAGGUUGUCACAGCUCUGGACCCAAUUAACGACUCGUACAAAGGAGGAUUCCUGCUUUCCAAGUACUUCCAGACGUACACGCGGCAGGAGUAUGAGAGCAAAAACAGAGAGGAGUAA